Molecule: messenger RNA, 3801 nt
Organism: Physcomitrium patens
Lineage: Eukaryota; Viridiplantae; Streptophyta; Bryopsida; Funariales; Funariaceae
Source: RefSeq, a predicted model, not a curated record
GCAAUUAUUCGUUUACAAAAUUGCUACGAGUUGUUGAGAGAGAAUAAAGUGCAAACCAUUUCUGUUGCCAGGGAGUCGUGGUCACACGUUACUGAUAGGGCUUGGCUCCCAAGUUGCUGCUGCUCCCCACACCCUCUGAAACAACUUGACACACAACUGGUCUGCUAAUCGAGUUUCCUGGAAUGGUUGCUUCUGCCGCGGUCGGAGAUAGAUUUGAUGGACCUACAGGAGUCGUGUGUGUAAAUCUGAGGACUGUACAUUGCGAGAGCCAGUUUAGAAGGCUGUCACGUUUGUCCCUUCUGAGUGGGGAGUUGUAUUUUUUGGGAGCUGAUCACCGCAGUCCACCAGUUUUAGUGAACCGAUUACAGCAUUGAGGGAUUCUCACCUGACACUUGCUCGUUAUCGUUCUGAUUCACGGACUGGAAGGACUGUAUGUUAAUGAAACGCAAGGUCAUUCAUCAUCGUCGACACCAGCCUGGUUUCGUUCGUGGUGGGUGGACUAUCUUGCCUUCCUUCAUCUUGGGCAUUGAUCCCAGACCAAGGUCGGCCGCACAUCACCUGCAGCUUUUGUGCAGGCGGCUCGAUUUGUAAGGGUUCCCAUAUGGUUAAGGGCUAGUGUUCGUGGGUUUUGUGAGAUUAGGACGGUUGGAGCGGAAAGAUUGAGAGCAGCGGUGAGAGUGGUGGACAGCUUGUUCCUUCAACUUGCGGAAGGAUAUUAUGUUGCAGUGGGGGAGCCAUAGUCGUGCACAGGUGGUUCAAGACAGCUGGGUCAAUUUCUUUUCCUCCCAGAGUAUGCAUCUGCAGUACCAUGGUGGAGACAUUUUAGAUUCGGCGUAAGUUCAAUUACGAACCAAUGGACUACAAAUCGAAACCAGGGUUAUUUCAGGUGAUACUAGGUCAGUGGCUGGCAGAGAUUGGUUUCUUAAGAUGCGUAGGAAACUUGCAGCCCGUUUGUCUUCAGAGGUUUCGAGGCUCGACACUUCGAAGACCACAGGGUAUUUUUGAAGGCAUAGAAGUGUCCUCAAGCCUCUGCACGGAAAGGGUUCUUACCUAUCUCAUUGGGUAGCGCUGCCAUGGGUUUGCCUGAUGUGAAGUCCAGGUUCCAAUACUGCGGCCAUGAAAAGACUUUAUAUUGUGUCUUUGCUUCAAGUGCAAAUCCACCAAGAAGAGAAUCGGUGCCGUUCAUUUCUCAGCGUGACUUAAAUCACUGAACAGUGAAAUGCCUUUUCAAAAGCUACGAUACCCUCACGUACAGCUACUGCAUAACUUUUGAACUCGACUCUAAGGUUUUAGGGCCCUGUGUAAGACAAUGCUUUCAUACACACACCGGAUUUGGAGGGUGGGUAUCAUGUGUGGUGGGUUUGGAGUGCUCCUCGGAAUGGCGGAAUUAAUCGAUUGAAAGUGGUUGGUCUUAACACCGAGAGUACACGUUAUCAAUAGGAGAACAUUGAAUAACAUCUCAUCUGGCUGAUGCCUUCAGUGCUUCAAACAUACGAGCGUUGGGAUGUAUCUUCGAUUCUAGAGAAAUACAUAGACACUGGUUGUUGAGGACGUUUUUUUGUGGACAUGAAUGAUACUUCAUCUUCUUAACUUUGUUUGCCUUGCCUGGGAUGGAUCUGCUGUGCAUAAACUGCAGAGUACAUCAACUUUGACUUCGAAAUGGUAUUUGUGUAGGUAGGUCCUGUCAAAGGAGAGGAAAAGAAAUGCGCUUGGGAAGAAUUGAAUUAUGUGAACUUAUGUGGCUCCAUAUAUCGAACUGGCUGAUUAUGCAGGACAUCGCGGAAACCCGCUGCGAACCGAAGUUUGUAAUCAACUAAGUUAUGAAUUCCUUCUGAAGCGGAGUGGCUAUUAAUUACAGCACUAAUUAUGGACUGUACAUCGUGUGCACCUCGUCGAGCUCUAUUACAAGCAACGUCACCAGCUGCUAGAAGUACAAGUAACCUUGUGUGGUUAUAUAUCGUAGCGUCUGUACUGGGUUCAGUAGUCUUUUUGUGUGCUUGCUGUUGCACAUGGCGCUACUGUAAGAACAGACGAGCUAAACGUCCCAAGGGGAAGCCGCUGCCCUUCGUCGAGCAAACUGUUUCAGAGGUGCUAGGAGGGCCUAAUCAAACAGCGAAACUGAUACCCUAUGAAACAAUCGCUCAGGCUACCAACGACUUCGAUCUGAGACAAAAAGUAGGGGAUGGACGCUUUGGUCCGGUCUUUCAGACAGAGCUGCCAGAUGGGUCGGAUGUGGCAGUGCGUCGGCUCCCCUUGAAUUCCAGGCAUGGAAAGCGGGAUUUCGCCAAGGGCGUGAAGAACAUGGCGGAGGCGCAGCACAGGAACGUUGUCCGGCUCAUAGGAUGCUGCUACACCAACGCUCGCUUGCUCGUCUACGAGAACCUCCCAAAUGGCAACCUUGCUCAACACCUUUUCGACGCUAGAGCUCCUUUGGACUGGGUCAGCAGAUUCGACAUCUUGUUGGGAACUGCAACCGGCCUCGCGUACUUACACGAAGAGCCUGACUCCAUCUUUGCACACGGUGGCAUCAAAGCUGGAAAUAUCAUGCUGGACAAGAUCAUGAAGCCCAAGAUCGCCGACUGGGGUCUCGCCCCGCUGUUCCGCAACGACCAAGGAGGGGUCAAGCCUCGCAACAUGGUCUCUGUAGGGUACAUGUCGCCGGAGUUGGCUUUAGAGGGACAAUUAUCAGCCAAGGCGGACGUGUUCUCGUUCGGCAUUCUGUGCUUAGAAGUUAUUAGUGGGCGUCAAAAUACGGACAUUAACCUCCUCGGAACCGAGAUGCAAACUCUUCUUAGCUGGGCCUGGCUACUCCGAGACAAGCACGAGCCUCUUAACAUGUUGGACAAAUGCCUGAAGAACAACUGCAACGAACAGGAGGUCCUGAGAGUGAUCUUUGUUGCCCUCUUGUGCACCCAGGACUCCGCCGAAGCCCGUCCUUCCAUGUCUCGCGUGGUGGCUAUGCUCAAGAACGAGGAGUUGAUUUCCAAGCUACCUGAAAAACCAGAAGCGGUGAAAUCCCUGGAGCUCCAAGACCAGAACGUGUCGGGCACGUUCACAAGUAAAUUUGUGACACCGGCCAAGAUGCCGCACACGCCGAGAACGCCGAGUUUGGCCAAGAAAUUGAGCAUGAGAUGGGGAUCUAGAAAGCAGCGUGGACCCAGCGCAAAAUUGAACGAACCAGAGCCCGUUGAAAUGGGCUAGCGUAACAGCAGGCCAGUGCCGCAGGCAGGUAGUUCAACAAAGAGCAUAUUCUUAUGCAUUUCCGCAGACCAUGCCCAGCUUGUAUAGAAAUCAAAGACGGAACUUCUCCCAGCGUUGGGUGUCUCGCAUCAGCUCAUUCUCGGUUAUUGAAAUUGCAUGUUGAGACUCGCACCACCCGCACUGCAGCUCCAGAUUGUAAGAGACAACACUGAGGGAGACAGUACAUGGAGACGAGCACCACACUCCGACAUUCUCUUUGGAGGGGCUUAGAAUCUGUAAAUAAGGCAGCCCAAAGUGUUGAUUUUUCAUAGCACUGCUGCUGUUAAUAGUGGGAUAAUAUAUUGCAGAUUCGUUAAUACAACAGCAUUCUUCAGCUACUGACGUUUUCCAACUCCUUCAAGGAUUAAACAAUAAACUUCAGAUCUUCGAGUUUGAAUGUCCUCAUUAGAAUUUUAAUGUAAUAGAACAAAGAGUUCCACUUAAUAUUUACCACAGGAUUUGGCUAGAAGUGCUGACAAGCCCAUGGAGGCAAUUCUGAAAAUAUCCACAAAGUGGUUAACUUAUAGUUUGAUACUGUUAAAUGACAUAAAUGCACAACAA